This is a messenger RNA of Gigantopelta aegis, 6140 nucleotides long. Its product is annotated as transient-receptor-potential-like protein. The coding region runs from base 7 to 2889 and encodes 960 amino acids. Gene Ontology annotation, molecular function: store-operated calcium channel activity; inositol 1,4,5 trisphosphate binding; protein binding. The record is from RefSeq and is a predicted model, not a curated record. Gene Ontology annotation, biological process: calcium ion transmembrane transport; manganese ion transport; regulation of cytosolic calcium ion concentration. NCBI's taxonomy places the organism in Eukaryota, Metazoa, Mollusca, Gastropoda, Neomphalida, Peltospiridae. Gene Ontology annotation, cellular component: membrane; cation channel complex. The transcript is spliced from 9 exons.
AGGAACAUGGUGUAUCACAGAAGCAGUGGGAAGCGGAACAGUUCACAUAGCUCGGCCAGGACCAUAGACAUCCCUCUCCAGACGAUCAAACACGGCAACAAGAUGGACCCUCAGGAGAGACAGUUCCUCGAUGCAGCUGAGAAGGGUGACAAACUGACGAUGAUCCGCUGUCUGCAUGGUCCCACACCCGUCAACGUGAACUGCACUGACAUGAUGGGGCGCACCGCCAUCCAGAUCGCCGUUGACAACGAAAACACGGAGAUUGUCGAGCUGCUGCUGGAGCAGGACAGCGUGAAGAUCGGGGAUGCACUCCUCUAUGCUAUCCAGGAAGGCGUGUACCGGAUAGUGGAGAUGCUGAUCGAACACCCGACCAUAUCGCGUGACAUGCUCGGCUCCGACUGGAGCAAGGCGUUCCGGGUUGGGGAGGAGAGCUACGACUACUCGCCGGACAUCUCCCCCGUCAUCUUCGCCGCCCACUGCAACCAGUUCGAGAUCCUCCAGCUCCUGCUGCUGCAUGGGGCCAUCAUCAACCGGCCGCACCAGCUGUCGUGCUCCUGCAAGCGCUGCCAGAUCCAGGUGCACGCAGACAGUCUGCGGCACUCCCUGCUGCGCAUCAACACGUACAAGGCUCUGGCCAGCCCCGCGUGGAUUUCCAUCACGAGCCCCGACCCAGUGCUGACGGCAUUCAAGCUGUCGUGGGAGCUGCAGAAGCUGGCGCUGCGUGAGAACGAGUUCAAGGAUUCGUACAACGAGCUGAGUCAGCAGUGCAAGAAGUACGCCUGUGACCUCCUCGACCAGUGCCGCAGCAGCGAGGAGGUGAUCGCCAUCCUCAACAAGGUCUCCGAGAGCGACAGUGACGAUGACGACGAGGAGGAGGAGGAGUUUGAUAAAGACAAGCUGCAUCUGUCCAGGCUCAAGCUGGCCCUCAAGUACGAACAGAAACAGUUUGUGGCUCACCCCAACUGCCAGCAGCUGCUCACCUCGAUCUGGUAUGAGGGUCUGCCGGGCUGGCGGAAGAGAAAUGGCUUCACCAAGUUCAUCAUCUGCAUUGGCCUCAUCAUGCUGCUGCCCUUCAUGGCGCUCUACUACUGGAUCUUCCCCAGGAGCAAGAUCGGCCAGCUCCUGCGAAGUCCCUUCAUGAAGUUCCUCUACCACAGUGCCUCCUUCGGCGUGUUCCUCUGUCUCCUCAUCUCAGCGUCCACCGACAUCGUCACACCGCCGAACAGGGAACGGUUCCGGGGACCGCCUCCGUCAGAGCUGGAGUGGUUAAUUGUGUUGUGGGUGGCAGGGUUUAUCUGGGCCGAGUGUAAACAGCUGUGGGAUGAGGGACUGAAGGCAUACGUCAGACAGUGGUGGAACUUCCUCGACUUCAUGAUGCUGUCGCUGUAUCUCGCCACCUUCUCUCUGCGCUUCGUUGCCUACCUGCAGAUAGAAUCGGGGACGUAUGGCCCGAAGGAGAUGAGCCGUAAAGACUGGCCGAAGAACGAGCCCACGUUGAUAUCGGAAGGCUUGUUCGCGGUGGCCAAUGUGUUCAGCUUCUCGAGGAUUAUCUACCUGUUCCAAGCCAACCAGCACCUCGGCCCGCUGCAGAUCUCAUUAGGCUGCAUGCUUAUUGACAUCGCCAAGUUUCUCUUCAUCUUCUUUCUCAUUCUCACAUCAUUUGCCUGCGGCAUGAACCAGCUGUAUUGGUACUACGAUAUUAAGGGGACUGAUGAAGAACAAGAUGUCUUCUUUACGAUAGGUGGAGCCUACAUGACCCUGUUCUGGUCCCUGUUCAGCCUGACACCCCCAAAUGCAUUGGAGGUGCAGAACGCCCAGGAGUUCACGAUCGCGACGGGGCAGCUGCUGUUCAUGGCGUACCACGGCAUGGCCAUCAUCGUCCUCACCAACAUGCUCAUCGCCAUGAUGUCCAGCUCCUUCCAGGACAUCGAGAACCAUGCUGAUAUGGAGUGGAAGUUCUCUCGCUCGAAGCUGUGGAUGGGUUAUUUUGACGAGGGUUCCACACUUCCGACCCCGUUCAACCUGAUCAUCAGUCCCAAGUCAGUGUACUACCUACUCCGCGCCAUCUACUUCAUCGUGUGUCGGUGCUGUGCGCCUCACCAGAACGUGGAACGGAAGCGUAGAAAGAGCUCGGACCGAACUAUCAGAGUAUGUACACGUGGUGCACUUUGCCAGAUGCACUUCGCCAGAAGCACUUCGUCAGAUGCACUUCACCACAGUGCAAGCCGUUGUGUUGUUCCCGUAGUGGAUGUUAGUGUUGUCUGUGCUAGAACUUUACAAAGUGGAGAGCUGCCUACAUCAGACACUAGACAGAUGUACAACGGAGCGGUACACGGAAAGAUACCAACGGUGGCAGAUCUCCUGCAGUAUCAGGAUGUUAUGCGUCGCCUGGUGAGUCGAUACAUCCACCAACACAAGAAACAGCUGCGGCAAGGCAGCGUGAAUGAAGACGACCUGCUGGAGAUCAAACAAGACAUAUCCAGUCUGAGAUAUGAAUUGAGGGCGGACCGGAAACGUGAGGAGGAGUUGAAAGCAAGUUACGUGGAAGGUUUAAAAUCCGAUCACCUUCGUCUUAACAAUCCGUCAUCCAGCCCUCGGCUACAGCAUCUUCACAAAAUGGGAUCCAACAACAACAUCAGCGGAAUCUACUCCGGCAUGCACUCCCUGCAGAAAACGGCCUCCAACAACAACAUCACAAGCAGCAGCUAUCCCAGCAUCCUCUCCUCAAAAGACCUGGAGUAUUUGAAAUACGAACUGGCCACCUCUUUGAGGUCAGAGGUCAAAGAGGUCAUACGUGGUUGUUUGGGUUCGGUGGGUCCGCAGCAGUCACAGCUAUUACCACAGAUGUCCUCUGACCUCUACCACACACAUUUGUACACCCAGUUGUGACAAACAGUCGUCAGUACUGCUGGUGUGUACUGUCUGUCAGCCAAUGGCAGUGAUAUUUGAGGAUCGGUUUUCAUUGAGGAUCGGUUUAUCAAUGAGGUAGAAAUAUUCUGUGACGACAAUGGUUGGAUGAAUAGUGUGUAAAGAGUGCAGUUCAACAAAUGUUUUUCUAUAGCCGUUCUGCAAAAUGUAGGUAUGAAGAGUAUGAUCUUGUAGCAGUGAUUAAAUCUACAAGUGAUUUUAAAAUGGCUACUAUACAGCAUGGCGUGGACCUAAAUGUUGCCAUUCCUGACACCUUAUCUGGCUGCAAAGACUAGCUUUCAGAUUUGUAAUUAUUGUCUGCAUUGACUAGCAAUAGAGAUGCUGUUUCAUGCUGCAUUUAUCACACAUUGCAAGAGUACGCUGUUAGAAUAUAUUUUAUAACAAACUGUGUAUUUUCUGGAAUUGACAGUCAUCAAAGUAAAAUGAGAACAAUCAUUGAAGUUACUAGGAUGUUACCUUUUGUCAGUACAUCAUUGUUUUGGAACAAAAUUCUGGAACAAACAUCAUUUCAUAAAUGAUUUUCUCAUUCCAUUUUCAUAUGAAGUCACAGAAACUCGUUUUUGAUUUUUGUAUUUUGUUUUCAAGUAAAAUCACACCAAUAGGCUACAGUUGCCAACAUCCGGUCAUGUCAUGUUCAUUGUUUAAAGAUACAUAAGCAUAGUUUGUUAUGUGAUGAAGUUCGAACCGUCUUGGAUUUACCCGGUAAAUGUAAACUUACGAUACACAUUCAAGUAUCAGUACAAUGAGACCAUUGAUGUGAAGUUAUAAGAAAGAUAAAAAAAGCAUUAUCAUCCACUGUCUGCGACAGGACAAAUAGUAAAAGUAAUGGGAUUGAGAAGUUGAUAACCAUACAUGGGUUACUAGACCUUUAUUCAAGUUAUAAUGGUAUGUCGUAUCCUUUUUGCAAUCUUUUCAUUACAUUGUAAAAAUGUAUAGUUUUGUAUGAACCUUACAUAAUGUUGUUCACUCUAGAUGCAUUUUUCUGCUAAAAACAGAUUACUGUCCAAUUAUGUACAACAAUGAUCGCAUCAUCUAAGCAUACUUUUGGAUGUGAGCGAUGGAAGAGAUUAUUUUAGAAAUCUUCGAGUUCAGUUGCUGUAUCCUAACCGUAUGCGUACGAAGCGACAGAUAAAUCUGUUGUGUCACACGUGUCUGAUUAGGAUACAGCUUUAGGAAAGAAAAAGAACAUUUGUUUGACACCUCGGCACGUUUUGAACUAUUUUAGGAUUGUCAGUUAUUUCUUUUACAUUCGUUGGAUAUGAACCCCAAAAAAUCAUCCACCAACUGUGAAUCUCACAAAUUUGCAGAUGCCUUUUUUUUGGUUUAUACCCCAAUGAACAUAUAAUUAAAUUUGAAACAUACUAAUUAUAGCACUGAAAGUUUGAAUUAUUUUUUGGUCCUUAAACUUAGUAAGACAAACUACCAAUACAAAGUUAUGUCAUCAGGUAUGAUGUUCCCCGACAUUAUUUUUACAUUCAUCGGGAAAUGAACAAACUCGUGUUGCUAUGGCUGGAACAUGCAAUGGGAUAACGUUAAAUUGUAAUGAAUAUAGCGGAAAUUUAAUUAUAGGUAUUUGGUGUCAGACAUAUGGUCAUUUCUAUAUUUGGUGGAGAGGAGAGGCUUUAAUUAUAGGUAUUUGGUGUCAGACAUAUGGUCAUUUCUAUAUUUGGUGGAGAGGAGAAAUCUGUUGCUACCACAUAAGCUAAUCCCCCCCCCCCCCCCCCCCCCCCCCCCCCCCCCCCCCCACAGCACCUUCCCAUACAGACAUAAUAGUACAUACCAUGGCCUUUGAUAUACCAGGGAAAAAACCGAAUGUCCUCAGCUGAUCACCUUACAACUGAGCAACAUCUCACCUAGGGUCACCAUGAGUACUCGGGCACCAGCAGUGUAUUGGCAGUGUCAAGACAGUGUCAGUGUAUUGACAGUGUCAGGACAUGUAUUUCAGCACCAACUAAUUAGAGAUACAAGUUACAUAACAAUUAUAUGAUCAAGUGCUGGUUUCUCUUUUUAAUCUGGCCCUCAAUCCAUCUGUCUGUCACAAUACUGAACAUAUCAACCGGUUUCUAAAUGCAAUACAAUGGCAUGAUUUAGCAUGCAUGUUUAGCACUGGAAUUAAGGUGCAUAAUGAUACGAUAAUGCCAUUUUACUUUAACUCUUAGUCUCAUUAUCAUCUAGUGUCUGGUGCUUGGGUCUAGUUUGAGUUUGAGCCUCAAGUACACAAGUUCAAUAUUUUGGAGGCCCUAUCUCACCUCAAAUGAAUGGUUAUUUCAUCAGGAAGUGUAAUAAGAUAAAUCUCUGUUAAUCCAGCACCUGUUUGAGUUUUUUGAAGCAACUUCAGGCCUCUGUGAAAGACCAGCUGAACAUCGUCUCACACUCACCCAAGGAUGGAAAGUAAGGACUGUUUCCACACUUUCCUCAUUUUAUCAUUCUGCUUCAGUAUUUAGUUUUACAUUGCUUGUUCUUCAGGUAUGCGAGCGUGUUCUCUCAAAUUUAAAUUUCAGACCUGGAAUUUUUCAUCAUUUUUUUUUUUUUUUAAAUUCUACUUUUUCUCCUGUGAGAAUUACUUCAUAUUUGUUAAGUUUUAUAGGUGCUUAUUCAGAGCUAUAGCAAGAUGUCGGGCUGGUGUGGUUUUUACCAGGCCAAUAUUUACUGUGAGUGAAAUUUAUUGUUUUGGUUUUAAAUGUUUUAAUGAUUAUUAUUUUGACGUGUGACUCAAGCCCUUCAUCUUACCAUCAGCUUGGACAGGUUGGUUAGUGUAGACGGAAUUGUACAGAAUUUUUUUUUAAUGUGAUCUCUGUAAAGACGUACAUUUUAUAUUACCACAAGAUUGUAUCAUUUUACUCACAAGCUGGACUCGUGAGCUUUGGUUUUCUUUGAGCUGGUCUCUUGUAUGUACUGCUAUAUGUGUUAUAAGUUGUUUUAAUAUGGUGUGCAUGAUGACAAUAAUUUAUUUUAAUAUUCAUAUCCAAUGAAGUCUCCAGCAGAUUCUCACCAACCAGACCAUUAGGGCACAUUGAAUAACUAAUCAUCAAACACUUGAUGUUUCAAUUAUUUUAAUUCAUAAUGCAGUAUUACUAAUAUUAGACAAAGACGAAUACUGUAAUAUGUGCGACCUUUGAUUUGUUAAAUUUUCAUCAGGUUUAUAAUGUGAUAUUUGAAUUUGUUACAGGUCGCAUGAACAUAAAGAAUGUGUUAUCAUGGGAGUCAUGAGA